Eruca vesicaria subsp. sativa (arugula) is the source of this 432-nucleotide messenger RNA. The record is from the annotation of a GenBank genome assembly. NCBI's taxonomy places the organism in Eukaryota, Viridiplantae, Streptophyta, Magnoliopsida, Brassicales, Brassicaceae.
AUGAAAAGAAAACUUGAUGAUCUAGACUCAUGCCUCAAGACCAAGAUCAAAAAUAUGAAGGAGGAACUAGAACAUAAAGGGAAGGUAGUCGAUGAGUUCGAGAUAGAGGAUAUGAUGCUCGAACUCGAAAGUCAUCGUCAUGCCCUUGAUGACCCUUCUCAAACGUCCGAGAAUGCUGAUUUAAAAUCAUAUUUAAGUGAGAGGAUUAUAGAUUUGAGGAGAGAGCUCGAUAGGCGACAUGAUCCGUAUACAAGUGUCACCAACGAGCCAAUUCUUGGGGAUGAUCAUGAUAUCCCAAAGGCUUCAGAUGUUGCACCUGAGGGAAGGGGAAACAUGAAACCAUCUGAUGGCGAUGAUGAUGAGAAGAAGAAGACCUGUGAAGGAGGAGAGAGCAGCAAGUCUGGUGCUGUGGACGAUGAUGAUGAUGCCUAA